This is a messenger RNA of Megalopta genalis, 2327 nucleotides long. It is a transcript of the gene Sugb, whose product is annotated as Sugar baby transporter. The record is from RefSeq and is a predicted model, not a curated record. NCBI's taxonomy places the organism in Eukaryota, Metazoa, Arthropoda, Insecta, Hymenoptera, Halictidae. Gene Ontology annotation, cellular component: membrane.
UUGAGCUAUAAAGAUGACAAUUGCAAAGAUAGCAAAAAAAAUUUAUAAUUAACACGAAGGUAGUGAAGUGGUUUCAAGGAAAGUGCACGUGCGAAGCCAUACAGUUAGUAGUGAACCAUCUGUGAAAUAGCAUGGUUUGAUAUCUUCCUUGUAAAAUGUAUGUUUAUAAACAAAAUUAUUCUGUUUAUUUCAAUAUAUCAAAAUUAAUUGUGUCGUUUUAUGGAUAAAUACGACUGAGAAGAUUCUUUCAGUCCAACAGCAAUAACGCUUAAACCUUUAACCUAGCGUGCGAUCUGUACAUGUUCUCAAAAUGUUUGAAAAUAUAAACAUUGAAUUAUUACCAAUAAAAGCCCACUAUUUUUUAUUCAAUGCUGCCACAGGACCAAUAGUGCCAUUUCUGCCAACAAUUGCAAAACAAUUGGGAUUUUCUGGAUUUUUAGUAGGCACAAUAUACACAAUAUUACCGAUUUCUGGUUUAAUAGCUAAACCUUUGUUUGGUGGUUUGGCUGAUAAAUAUAAAAUUCAUAAAACCUUGUUUUUAAUAUUUCAAGUAGUCGUUGCUAUAGCUAUGUUUACAAUAAAUUUCAUUCCUGAAAAAGACAAAAGUGCAAGUGUAAUUUUUAAUUGUAAUGCUGUAGCAUCUUUAGAAAUCUGUUCAAAAAAUGGAUUUCCAAAUGAAGUUAUACAAAAUGUAAUAAUAAAUGAUCAUAAGGAUGUAUCAUGUCAGUUGUCUUGUCAAGGCAGAAAAAAUAUUUAUACUGAAAUAUGCAAAAGCUGGAAAGCAAAGCAAUUUUGUAAUAUAACAGAAUCAAAUAUUUUGGAUACGAAUACAAUCGAUUUUAGUAUAGGAUUUGAUGAAUUUCAUGAUAUUCAACUGAAGGAAUGUGUGGACAUCAUUGUAUAUAAUGCUACAUUCUCAGAUGGUGCUGUACAUGAACCAACUUGUGACAAGUACACUAGAAUUUCAUGCAUAAUGACAUGUCAUAAUAAUCCAACUUUUAAUCAGCUUUUGGAAAAGGCUGAUGUUUAUCAUAAUACUACUGAAUCUUCAGGGUAUCAAUUUCACUCAUUUUUAUGUGCAACUGUAGUCAGCUGGAUUGGAAUGGCAGUUGUAGUUACUGUAGCAGAUGCUAUUUGUUUAAAUCUUCUUGGAACUGAAAAAAGAAAAGAGUAUGGAAAACAAAAAAUGUGGAGCAGUGUUGGAUUUGGUAUUAUUGGUAUUAGUGCAGGAUAUUUAGUAGAUACAUUCAGUGAAGGAAAAUCUUACAAAGACUAUACUUGUAUAUUUUAUAUUAUGCUGGUCAUUAUGAUUCUGGAUAUUAUAGUAUCAACAACUAUAAAAAAGAAAAAUCAAGAUUGCUCUGGGGAUGAAGCAUCAAUAUUUGGAGAACUAGUUGGCCUCUGUAAAGAAGGUCAUAUAUUGUCAUUUGGAUGGUGGUGCAUAGGUGUUGGAAUGUGUACAGGAGUCGUAUGGAAUUUUCUGUUCUGGUACACUGAGGAUAUAGUAACAAGUUCUCAAAUAAGAUGGCUAAAAACCUUACAAGGCCUUUUGACUGGUAUCCAGUGUUUUUUAGGAGAGCUACCUUUCAACUUUAUUUCGGGAAGUGUAUUACGAAAAUUGGGCCAUAUAAAUGUUAUGAGUUUAGUUUUAUUAAUCUAUGCAAUUAGAUUUAUGGCAUACAGUACAAUAACAAACCUUUGGUGGUUUUUAAUUAUUGAAAUGCUUCAUGGACCAUCCUAUGGUCUUUGCUGGCCCACUAUGGUAUCAUACGGUGAUAAAGUAACACCACCUGGUACUAAAGCCACUAUACAAGGUUUUAUUGGUGCUAUAUUUGAAGGAAUAGGUGUAUCGAGUGGUAGUUUAAUAUGUGGAUGGUUAUUAGACACGUACGGUGGUAUUAUAGCAUUCAGAACUUUCUCAGUAGGUGCAUUAGUAUGGUUAACUAUUUUUGGCCUACAUCAGUUGUAUCUUCGAAGAUUUAAAUCCUCGUCGAAUUACACGGGACAUAAUCAUUUGGCAAAUUAUGCAAAUCCGGAUGAUGCAAUUCUUAUGACAAUGAGUCGCGAAUUGCAAACUUAUUAGUAAAAGACUAUAAAUUUUUCAAAAUUUUAUACAUAUACUUAGCUGGUUUACUUUGCAAUGGCUCACGUAGCAGACAUAGCAGCAUUUCCUACGAUUAUAGUUCAAUUCUUUAUAUAUUGUGAUUGAUUCUUUUCCCGUAUUUUAAAUAAAGUAUUAAUUAUUCAGUAUUAUGUAUUCUCGUUAUCAUCGUGUUCGUUAUGUAUUCAUCAUUUUUACAAUAAAAUCGUUGUGUUUUGUCUUUUAA